This is a messenger RNA of Scophthalmus maximus (turbot), 1911 nucleotides long. RefSeq names its product alpha-L-fucosidase 2 (gene fuca2). The transcript is spliced from 7 exons. NCBI's taxonomy places the organism in Eukaryota, Metazoa, Chordata, Actinopteri, Pleuronectiformes, Scophthalmidae. Gene Ontology annotation, cellular component: lysosome. Gene Ontology annotation, biological process: fucose metabolic process; glycoside catabolic process. The record is from RefSeq and is a predicted model, not a curated record. Gene Ontology annotation, molecular function: alpha-L-fucosidase activity. The coding region runs from base 1 to 1368 and encodes 455 amino acids.
AUGGAGGGCCUAACAGUCGUCGCACUGCUGUUGUCGACGCUGUUGGUCGAAAGUGGCGGAACCAAAUACGAGCCCAACUGGAAAUCUCUCGACGCCAGACCACUUCCGGAGUGGUUCGACCAGGCCAAGUUCGGCAUCUUCAUCCACUGGGGGGUCUUCUCUGUGCCGAGCUUCGGCAGCGAAUGGUUCUGGUGGUUCUGGCAGGGGCAAAAACAGGGGGCGUACGUCGACUUCAUGAAGAGGAAUUAUCCCCCGGAAUUCAAGUACCAAGACUUUGCUCCCCAGUUCACUGCCGAGUUCUUUGAUGCCAAAGAAUGGACGGAUAUCUUCGCCGCGUCUGGGGCAAAGUAUAUCGUCCUGACGACAAAACACCAUGAAGGAUUCACUCUGUGGGGCUCAAAAAACUCCUGGAACUGGAAUGCGGUGGACGUGGGACCCAAGAGAGACCUGGUGGACGAAGUGGCGAGUGCCCUGCGUGCCAACAGUGACCUACGUUUGGGGCUGUACCACUCGCUCUUCGAGUGGUUUAAUCCGCUCUUUAAAGAGGACGCUGCCAGUGGGUUCAAAACAAACUUCUUUCCCGUCGCUAAAACGCUGCCUGAGCUUUAUGAGCUCAUCGUCAAGUACAAACCAGACGUGGUGUGGUCUGACGGGGACGGAAAUGCACCCGACACUUACUGGAACAGCACGGGUUUCUUAGCUUGGCUCUACAAUGACAGUCCCGUGCGAGACACGGUGGUGACAAAUGAUCGGUGGGGCAGUAACUGCCUCUGCGCCCACGGCGGAUAUUACACCUGCACAGAUCGCUACCAGCCGGGACACCUGCUCAAACACAAAUGGGAAAACUGCAUGACCAUCGACACAAAGUCCUGGGGCUACAGGCGCAACGCUCAACUCAGAGACUACCUCACCAUAGAGCAGCUCGUGUCGACAUUAGUGGAGACGGUGUCCUGUGGCGGAAACCUGCUGAUGAAUGUCGGCCCGACACACGACGGACGAAUCGCUCCGAUCUUCGAGGAGCGUCUGAGGCAGAUGGGUCAGUGGCUGAAGGUGAACGGAGAAGCCAUCUACAACACGACGGCGUGGCGAGCUCAGAAAGACAACGUCACCAAGAACGUCUGGUACACCGCCAAACCGCAGGAAAAGGCCAUAUUUGCCAUUUUACUGGACUGGCCCAAUAAUGGAUCCGUGAUUCUCACCGAACCCGUGGUUACACAAGGACAGACUCAGGUGGCGCUUCUCGGUCACGGGUCUCUGCAGUGGGAGCCUGCGAAGCCCAGCGGACUGCGGGUCCUCCUGCCGCCGCUGUCCUUCAGACAGAUGCCGUGCCAGUGGGGCUGGACGCUGAGGCUGACAGGGGCCACUUAAAGUGGGGGGGAAACAAAUCCAAGAUCACCUGGAAGAGGAUCGGACGAGAGCUGGAAAAGCCCAGAGCAGAGAAGGGAAGGGAACCGGUGUUUGAAUCACUUAACACAAACCUGUGGCUUGCAUCAGAUUUGUCUCUAUACUGAAAUUAGUGAGAAAAUCUAAGGGAAAAGGGAAAAUGAAGCAUGUGCACUGUAGUGUCUUUAACUGACACUGAGAUUUAUUUGACUUUUAAAUUAUUUUUAUUAAAUCAUAAAAGAAGGACAGAAAAUUUUAACAUAAUCAUUGUUUUGUACGGUGACCUUUUCACAUUCUAGCUUUUUAACUAAGGGGAGUUAUUUUUUUAAUCUACAGGCUACAUGUGAAAAAUGUGACCUUUUGUAUUCAUGAAAUAUGACAACAUGCUUUAAGGAGUGAUUUGUAUUUUUUUUUCCACAAUUUCUCUACAUUUAAAAAAAAAAUGUAAACAUGUUCGAUGAAUGUGGUGAUGUUUGUUUUUUUGUGGGUUGUUAAAAUCAAUAAAAAUCAACGAUGAAGUCAAACUUA